UCAUUUUCUUUGUAACAGUUCAGGUUCGCUCGCUUUCAAGCAGAAAAACCAGGAAAAUAAGCGUUUCGCGAGUGAAAAACCAGCGCUAAAUCCGUUUUUAAUUACGCUAGUUCGAAUAAAACUGCAGUAAAGAUGCUGAUCAAAGUCAAGACGCUCACCGGAAAGGAAAUCGAAAUCGACAUCGAGCCGACGGAUAAGGUGGAUCGGAUCAAGGAGCGGGUAGAGGAAAAGGAAGGUAUUCCCCCGCAGCAGCAGCGACUGAUCUUUUCCGGCAAGCAAAUGAACGAUGACAAAACGGCACAGGAUUACAAGGUUCAAGGUGGUUCCGUGCUGCAUUUGGUGCUGGCUUUACGCGGAGGACUGCUGCAGUAGAAGCGAAACCGAAUGAACUAAACAAAAAAAAAAUCGUAAUAAGCAGGAAGUGAGAUUGAUUCUUAGGCAGAAGGAUGUUGGAAAAUUGUGUUCCCGGCUAGGUAAACCCUAGUUUCUAUUUCCUAUUCUUCUUGAGCUGUUUUUCUACUGUUUGCUGGGAAAUAAAACAACAAUUCAACAAAUAAAAGGAAUUUAAGGAUGCAAA
This is a messenger RNA of Sabethes cyaneus, 577 nucleotides long. RefSeq names its product NEDD8 (gene Nedd8). The transcript has 3 exons. Bases 133 to 372 code for a protein of 79 amino acids. Gene Ontology annotation, biological process: modification-dependent protein catabolic process; protein neddylation; regulation of proteolysis. Lineage: Eukaryota; Metazoa; Arthropoda; Insecta; Diptera; Culicidae. The record is from RefSeq and is a predicted model, not a curated record. Gene Ontology annotation, cellular component: cytoplasm; nucleus. Gene Ontology annotation, molecular function: ubiquitin protein ligase binding; protein tag activity.